ACGAAGUUUGUCCCCGCGGCGCCGCCGUCCUCGCUUCCCUGUAGGCAGGGCUGCUGGCAGGCUUCGCGGCGCGCGGCGUUUCCGCUAUUAGGGAGAGCAUACGGACAAGGAUAAAGGAUGCGAUAGCCUCCGCGCUGAGCUCGGUGCGGGCCUGGCACUGAACCGGUCCUCGCAGGAGCUGUGCGUCAGGAAGGGAAGAAGAAUUGCUUCCCUACUUCUCAGAAGCUUCUUCAAGCGGUGCUGCAGGCUUGCGUUCUUUUCCAUGGGCGUUGAGAUGAAAAUCUUUGUGCAACAGACGACUUUAGUUUGGUGGGCCUGAUCAGAAUAAUGUUCAACAUAAACCCUCUGGAGAACCUCAGGGUUUACAUCAGCAGCCGCCCACCCCUUGUGGUGUUUAUGAUCAGCGUCAGUGCUAUGGCCAUUGCCUUUCUAACUCUGGGUUAUUUCUUUAAGAUCAAAGAGAUCAAGUCCCCUGAAAUGACAGAGGACUGGAACACUUUCCUUCUACGAUUUAAUGAUUUGGACUUCUGUAUUUCGGAGAACGAAACAUUAAAGCACCUCAUAAAUGACACCACAACUCCAGAGAGUGCCAUGACCAGCAGCCAAGCUCGGCCUUCCACACCAUCACCACAAACACUUGAAGAUUCUGGUCCUGUCAAUACUUCAGUUGCCAUCACUUUGACACUGGACCCCCUCAGACCCUUUGGCGGCUUUUCCCGGAAUGUCACAAGCUUAUGUUCUACCAUUUUUGGCCACCAAAUUGGACUCUCAGGCAGAGAAGCUCAUGAGGAAAUCAACAUCACAUUCACUCUACCUACUGCCUGGAAUUCAGAUGACUGUGCGCUGCAUGGCCGCUGUGACCAAGUUGUCUUCACGACCUGCAUGACAGUUACAGCAGCUACGGCAGUUUUUCCCGUCACAGUUCAGCCACCACACUGUCUUCCGGAAACAUACAUUAACGCAACCUUCUGGUACAAGAUCGUCACAACUGCAAGGGACUCCAACACAAAAUAUGCCCAAGACUACAACCCUUUCUGGUGUUACAAGGGAGCCAUUGGCAAAGUCUAUCAUGCAUUAAAUCCCAAAUUGACGGUUAUUGUUCCAGACGAUGACCGCUCCCUAAUUAAUCUGCAUUUAAUGCACACCAGUUACUUUCUUUUUGUGAUGGUCAUCACCAUGUUCUGCUACGCAGUCAUCAGAGGCAGACCAAUCAAAUUGCGACAAAGCAGCUCAGAGUUCUGUCCUGAAAAGGUUGCUUUCUCAGAAGCAUGAUCCAUUGCCUCCUUCCUCCAAAAGUGACCAAGUCUGCAAUCGUUGCCUGCUGAACCCAGAACUGGGUCCUGAUUGGUUACGAAUUGGUUAUCAUGAGACGUUGGAUUAUUCCAACCAAAGACAUUUGAAGUGCCUGUAAUGGUUAUUUAUAUAAAGAGUAUACUUGGAACAGUUUAUGCCAGUGCAGCUAAGAUUAUUGGGAACCCCUUUUCUGUUUUUGUUGGAAUGUUUUGUGUCUGUGUGACUCUGCAUCAGAAGGAUUGGAGAGGCAUGUCUUGCUGCAUUGGGGCAGUACAGAUGCCUUUGCGAGUAUCUCAGACAAAGCACCUUAUUUCUCCCAGCGGUCUGUCCGGCGUUCCAGGCAGUGCACAUCUCUGCUACGACAGUACAGUUCCAAAGUCACUGGUAUGCUCCAUUGGAGAGUCUGUGUGUGUGUGUGUGUGUGUGUGUGUGUGUGUGAGAGAGAGAGAGAGAGAGAGAGAGAGAGAGAGAGAGAGAGAGGGGUUGCUUUCUCCUUCCCAUUUGUACCCUGCUUGCAAAAAGUUACCCACUUUUCUAGAUUUGUUUUUUAAAAUACACAUACAACAACCAGCAUUCAAUCACAUUUUAAUCAUUGUUAAGAAAGAUAACGUGCUUGUAAUUUUAGAUUGGAAAAAGCAAGAGGGGCAGUAUCCCAGUUUACAUUUCCUUUCUUUUGAAGCAGUACCAAAAGUUUUAAGUCCAAGUAGGCUGAUUGUCCAUUGUUCAUGCUAGAUCCCAAGUUGGGGCUGUUGCCUGCAAAGGAAACCUUUUAAUUUGCAUAUGCAAAUAAAUUAUUUGGAUUGCAUCAUUUGACAUAGUUGGGGUAUGUCAAAGAUGAGUAUGUUUUACCUUCACUAGAAUCUUCCAGGUUACAGAACACAGAUAUUUGGAUGUCCAGAUAUCUGCACCAUUUGAAUGUAGGAAAGCAUUUGGAAAUGAAACUUUUUAUCUACAUGUGUAGAUUAGCUGUUGCUCUCUAAAACUUCAGUUUGGCUUUGGGAGGUUCUAGUGAUGGAAGAGGGCAGACUAUUGCCUUGAUGCAUCCUGAAGCACUUCUCUGCAGAUUUGUUUCUUACACCAGUUUUUGAAGAGAAAUAACAAACUGUCUAGAGCUGUAGAGACAGAUGAACUCUGUUCAGCUCUGGACAUUGCACAGUUUUGUUCCUUCCAGCUCUUUCCUUUUCAGCCCCUCUCAUGACUUCCCAGCUUUCAUACUGUUGGUCAGCUUCCUUCUUUCAAGGAAUGUAGGAGACUUUGCCAUUAGUUUGAAAACACUGCUAAUUGCCUUAAUGACUUUUCCAUUUUCUUCUUUGGUAGCAGCACCUUUUGGCAUUGGCAAUUGUUUGCACUUUCUGCUAUGAUGAUUCUCACAGUAGAUGUCCUUUUUAAGUGUUUCCAUCAAAUAAUAAGUUGCUCAUUUUUAUUCAAAAGGGUUCCUUAGUAGGUUGAUUUGUUUACUUGGUAUCUUGAAAUAUUUCCAAGAUGGGAGAGAUGUCCACAUUCUAGUGGUGAACAGUGAGUGGGCUGAAAUGAAGAAAGAUAGCAUUGUGUUUUUGAAUAGAAUUCCCCCCCAGUGGUUUUAAAUGUGCUAGCUUGGGAAAUAGAUCAUGGAAUUGGGGAAAAAAUAAAGAAUGCUGUAUUUUUACUUUGUGCUUUUAUGGUCCACUCUAGAUAGGAACUACUGAUGAUUCAGGAAUGAUUCCCAGGCAGUGGAGGGCUACAACAGGUCAUAGGGUAUUGGUGAAAAACAUCCAGGCAAGAGGGUACAAAUGGAAUACCGCAGUGGUUGUUUGGAUCAUAUUGAUCUUACCUUUUUCUUUUUUCAUGUUUGCUUAUUACUUGAAUCAGUUUGAUUCUGUUUGUGUUUUCUUUUAGAAUCUGCCAUUUCUGUUGGUCUCUGGCAGUAUAUGAAAGUUCCCAAUUUUAGUUUCUUCCCCCUAGCCUCCCACUGCAGCCUGCAGAUUUCUCAGCAGGAGAUGUAGAAUUAAAAGGGCAUUUAAUUUGCCUCUGAGCCUGGUGGUCAGUGAUUUGUUAAUGCAAUUUUUCUCCUAGGUUAAUUUUUGGUGUUUGUAAGAUGUGGAUAUUGCUUUGCAAAAAUAAAGUUUAUUAUCUUCAAUCCUA
Messenger RNA from Candoia aspera, 3414 nucleotides. It is a transcript of the gene TMEM248, whose product is annotated as transmembrane protein 248. Bases 328 to 1272 code for a protein of 314 amino acids. Lineage: Eukaryota; Metazoa; Chordata; Lepidosauria; Squamata; Candoiidae. The record is from RefSeq and is a predicted model, not a curated record. The transcript has 8 exons.